AUGACAGAGAAAACACGUAUCAUGGAGUCGUCUAGUGAGGGGAAAGUAUCGAUAGAUGCCGACAACGAGGUGUACAAAAUGAGCGUGCGUAUCCCACCAUUUUGGCCAGAAGAGCCGGAGAUUUGGUUUGCCCAGGUGGAGGGACAGUUUGCAAUAAACAGAAUAACUAGUGACCAAACCAAGUUCAACCAUGUUAUCAACCAACUGGAUAACAAAUACUCCAAAGAAGUCAAGGACAUCAUUAUACAUCCUCCUGAGGAGAAUAAAUACGAGACACUGAAAGCGACGCUCAUCAAACGCCUGACGGAGUCAAAUGAAAAAAAGCUGAAGCAACUCCUAAUGCACGAGGAGCUUGGAGACAGGAAGCCCUCCCGAUUCCUUCGACACCUACAGAGCUUGGCAGGAUCCGAUGUCCCGAACGACUUCCUGAAAACCAUCUGGAUCAGCCGUCUCCCCUAUGGCACGCAGACUGUCUUGGCGGGCCAACCGGGUACGGCUAAGCUAGAAGAUCUCGCUGAUUUAGCGGACAGAGUCUAUGACUUGGCUACUUCAGCUCCUGGCGUCGCCUCCGUGAGCCAGGAAAGCGCCGGCGCAGUUCUCAGCGACCUAACGCGUGAGGUGGCCGAACUCCGGAGACAACUACAGAAGCUUGGGUCGGAGAGAAGUGGAAGAUCGAGAUCCAGAACUGCUCGACCGCGACGCCAGUCAACUUCUAGGCAACGAUCGCAGUCCCAGUACCGAAAGUACCCACUAUGCUGGUACCAUGGCAAAUUUGGAGACAGGGCCAGUAAAUGCAUUCGCCCCUGUGACUUCAAGGCGGAAAACUCCAUGGGCGGUCGAUAA
This is a messenger RNA of Colias croceus (clouded yellow), 843 nucleotides long. RefSeq lists its product as uncharacterized. The transcript has a single exon. The record is from RefSeq and is a predicted model, not a curated record. NCBI's taxonomy places the organism in Eukaryota, Metazoa, Arthropoda, Insecta, Lepidoptera, Pieridae. The coding region runs from base 1 to 843 and encodes 280 amino acids.